AACUACCUCAGAUCCCCGCACUUCCAAACCAUAUCAGGCUUGUGCCCAUCUCCGUCAGUUCGCCAAGAAGUUCAACCCCAUGGGGAUUGCGAGGAUGUGUGAAGCUUCCCCGCAAGAACGACUCGUAAUCUGAUGGUAUGCAGGACCAUGAAGGUAUGCAGAUGACUCGCACUGAGGAAGCGAGAUAAGCUGGAAGCAUAUAAUCAUCAAUGACAGCGUCCGCAAUUUCGGAAAUGGUCAAGUCUCUUGCUCAUCCACGCCAGUAUCACCGCCAGGUGAUCACAUCAACAGAAUGGCCCGAGAAUAUCCUUCAGACCACAAAUCCAUCGACAAUACCUCGAUCGAGAAGUUUGAGGUAGUGCCCGACAGCGGAAUAGAACUCCCGGAGAUCCUUCAACACUACUCAUCCGAAGAACUACGUGCCCUCGAAAAGAAACUUGUGCGAAGGAUUGACCUCCGCUCUCUCCCGAUUCUAGCCAUCCUUUUUCUCCUCAACAUUCUCGACCGCAAUGCGAUCGCCAACGCACGCCUCGGGGGCCUAGAAGCCACACUCGGUAUCAGCGAUGUCCAAUACCAGACCGCUGUGAUGGUGCUUUGGGCGGGAUACAUCAGCAUGAUGGUACCAUCGAAUAUGGUGUUGUCAAUUAUCAAGCCACGCAUAUAUUUGCCGACUGUCGUCAUCGUCUGGGGUAUCGUAUCUGGCGCAACUGGUUUUGUUCAGAACUUCAACGGGCUAGUCGCGCUCCGAUUCAUGGUUGGUGUGACAGAGGCUCCAUACUUUCCAGGCUGCAUUUUCUUCCUGAGUUGCUGGUACAAACGUAGCGAGCUACCCGCCCGGAUAGCAACUUUCUACUCCGGUUAUACGCUCUCCUCCGCUUUCGGCGGACUCAUUGCUGCUGGGGUGGUUGACGGCAUGGAAGGCCUGGGCGGCUACGAAUCCUGGCGGUGGAUAUUUAUUCUUGAAGGAAUUCUCACUAUUGUUCUCGCAUUCUUGGGCUAUGUGCUCCUGCCGAACUACCCGUCCAACACGACCUGGCUGUCGCCCGAAGAGCGCGCAUUGGCACAGUGGCGACUCAACACUGAAGUCGAUGGCGAGAACGAUGAAGUGAACGAGAGUGUGUUUGUGGGACUGAAACAAGCAUUCGCGGAUAGGAAGGUCUAUCUCUUGAUCUUCAUCCAAACGACAGCGACGAUGAGUAUGAGCUUCACCUACUUCUUCCCGUCGAUCGUCAAAACACUUGGGUUUCCGCGCGUAGAAACACUAUUACUUACGGCCCCGCCAUAUUUUCUCGCCUUCUUAUUCUCCAUCGCAAAUUCCUGGCACUCUGGCCGCACAAACGAACGUUGCUUCCACAUUGUCAUCGCGUGUGUUAUCUCCGCUUGCGGUCAGAUCACGUCCAUGUCAACCCACAAUACUGGCGCUCGAUACUUCGCUAUGUUUCUGCAAGCCAUGGGGUCCUUCUCCGCGUUUCAAAUCAUCCUUAGUUGGGUGAGCGCCACAAUCCCCCGACCGAAAGCAAAAAGGGCUGUCACUUUGGCUUUGUGUACUGCUGUUGCGAAUGCGACCAACAUCAGUUCGGCUUAUCUGUAUCCCUCAUGGGAUGCCCCACUGUACCGUAUGGGGUGUAUUGUAUUGACGGUAGCGUUAGUGUGCUGUGCAUCAGGAUCUUUGGCGCUGCGGUUUUGGCUCAGGAGAUUGAACAGGAGAGCAGAUCAGGCUACUGGGUUGGAAGGUAUCGAGAAUGGAACAGGAAACAUGUUCCGGUAUAUAUUGUGACGCAAGAGCGCUAGCUCAAUACAAACCGCCACUGAAUCAUCGUUGCACUUGUUGAUGGAACCUGAGUUGUUGGCGGACGUAACCAUUCUCAGUACCAUGGACGAAGCUGUGAGGUGAUGGAACGACAUGCGGCUGUAGCCUGAUCGUCGUAGCAGUGCACGAGAUAUUGGUCGCUUAUAUUCAACUCGAUGAGAUUUGGACAAUCCUUUAGGGAUUGAACAUGACCGAGAUAUCUGCAGCACCUCGUUGUUCGGCCUGUUGCCUCAGACACACUAUCCUACAAUAUCUCGGCAACCCUCACAUCGGGCCAGGCUUAAUCAUUCGGCGGCUCACAGCACGAUGAUGUACCCAUGCCCCUAGCCUCUGCAUCUAAUUCCACU
Molecule: messenger RNA, 2157 nt
Organism: Dothidotthia symphoricarpi CBS 119687
Lineage: Eukaryota; Fungi; Ascomycota; Dothideomycetes; Pleosporales; Dothidotthiaceae
Product: retrograde regulation protein 2
Exons: 1
Coding region: 293-1777 (494 amino acids)
Biological process (GO): transmembrane transport
Cellular component (GO): membrane
Molecular function (GO): transmembrane transporter activity
Source: RefSeq, a predicted model, not a curated record